AUGUCUGAGAACAACAGUGGUCGCGACUAUGACCUUGUGCUUAUUGGCGCAACGGGCUACACCGGCGCUCUUACUGCGGAGCAUAUCGCGGAGCACCUCCCAACCAACCUCAGGUGGGCUAUCGCGGGGAGAUCAAGCACGAAACUGAACGGGCUUGCCGCAAGAUUAAAGGAGCUGGGACCUGAUAGAAUACAGCCAGUAAUCGAGAUUGUGGAUGUUGAAGACAAAGUUCAAUUGAUCACCAUUGUCAAAAAGGCAAGAUUGUGUGUCAGUGUUGUCUCAUACCAUCACGUCGGGCCGCUCGUAAUUGAGGCUUGUAUUGAGGGGAUACUCAUUUCCUGCGGCGCAUUGAGCGCUCCGCACGAUCUCCUUACUUGGUCGUCAGUUCGAGAGCUUGAGAAGAGCUCAUCUUUGAAGACGAAGGAACUCGUUUUGUCGCUGCUAAAAAUGCCAUCGGAUCCAAGUGGCGGCACAGUCGAGUCCAUGAUGAUGAGAGGAGACUUCGACGCCAAAGUCCAGUAUGAAUCGCAACAACCAUGGUACCUUUCUCCAGUCAUAGGCCGGCGAAGCUUGAGCUCAACAAAUCUUGUCGGCGUGCGCCACGACCCGACUCUGGGAACAAUGUCGGCUAGUUCGCUGAGCGACGUGCAGAAUAGAGCUGUGGUUCACAGAACGUGGGGUCUGCUUAGCGGCGGCAUGGCGUAUGGAGCGAAAUUUCAGUACAGCGAGUACAAAAAGGCAUCUUCCACACUUGCCGCUAUGUUCCAAAUGCUUAACACCAUGGCAAUUAAGUUAAUGCUAGCUCUUCCGCCGCUGAGAGCUAUUGCAGCGAUGGUACUACCAGCUCCAGGCCAAGGCCCUGAUCCGGCAAAGGAGAAAAACUACCGUUUCGAGAUGGAAGCUGUCGCGAUUGCAGACACAGACCAUGACGAGAUAGCACCAAGGGCGUAUACUCAUUUUGCGUAUCCAGGGGGCCCAUAUCAUGCCACCGCUGCCUUCCUCGCCCAAGGUGCGGCUUCUUUACUAUAUCACAGAAAAUUAGAGGGCGGCGUUUCUGGUGGUUGUCUUACGCCGGCUUUCUUAGGGCAAGAUCUGAUAGAAAGAAUUCGAGGAGUGAGUACCGACUUCAGCACCAAGAUGCUGUGA
Messenger RNA from Trichoderma gamsii, 1146 nucleotides. Its product is annotated as saccharopine dehydrogenase. Gene Ontology annotation, biological process: glycolipid biosynthetic process. The record is from RefSeq and is a predicted model, not a curated record. The transcript is spliced from 3 exons. Bases 1 to 1146 code for a protein of 381 amino acids. Lineage: Eukaryota; Fungi; Ascomycota; Sordariomycetes; Hypocreales; Hypocreaceae. Gene Ontology annotation, cellular component: plasma membrane; mitochondrion; lipid droplet.